CCAAUUUGAGAAGGUGGAUGUUGCAGCAUGAAUGUUCAUGCACCAGAUAAGAACCGCGUGGGAACAGAAGUGUACAGUAGGUUACAGGGAGAGAGGUGUGCUAUAGCGGCGCCGCUUUGCUACUUUAACCGAGUCCUGUCUCCACCCUUUCUUCCGCUUCUGUGACUACUUCUGCUGCCCUCCCUCGUCUGAGGCAGUCUUUGGUGGCAGGGGAUCGGCGGUGGUGCCCCGAAGGCGGAGCAUGUCCGUAGGGUGAUUGCGAUCAUCGGCUCACUUGGUGUUGCUGCGCUCUCUGUCUGUGUGGUCUGGAACUCCAGAGACUGUCUAUGACUUCUACAAAGAAAUUGGAUCCGUCGGCACCAAAUUCAUAGAUUCAUGUCGCGUCACUCGUCCGGUGCAAUUUCAUCUAUCAAUACAGUACGAAAAACUUCGAAAAUGGAUCGGUGGUGCUGUGUGGGGUGAUUAAGUGCAAGUGAUUUCCCGGGGCCUUUUCCUGGUAGAAUCAGUGCUCGGUAGCAGCCGAUACUCUUAUAAGGGAAGGUACAAUGAAGAUGGAGGAGUCCGUUAAGGAGACUCCUAAGGAGAUCUUUCUGAAGGAUUACAAGGCACCCCAUUAUGCUUUCGAAAAGGUAAAUUUAAAGUUUGUGUUGGGAGAAGAGAAGACUCUAGUGACGUCCAACAUACGUGUCCUUCCCAGGUCUUCUGACGGUGCACCAUUGAUACUCGAUGGAGAGAGGUUGAACUUGGUUACUCUAAAUAUCAAUGGUUCGCCUGUCCCGGAGGGUAGUUACAAGUUUAAUUCUCGGCAAUUGAAUAUUACAUCGUUGCCCACCAGCCCUUUCGACAUGGAAAUUGUCACGGAAAUUGAGCCACAAAAUAAUACUUCUCUGGAAGGAUUGUAUAAGUCAUCUGGCAAUUUCUGCACUCAAUGUGAAGCAGAGGGCUUCCGUAAGAUCACUUACUUCCAGGAUCGCCCAGAUGUGAUGUCUAAGUUCACAACACGUAUUGAGGCAGAUAAAACUCUUUACCCAGUGUUGUUAAGCAACGGCAACUUGGUUGAUGAGGGUGAUUUGGCUGAUGGCAAGCAUUUCGCAGUGUGGGAUGAUCCCUGGACAAAGCCUUGCUACUUGUUUGCACUUGUAGCUGGCCAGCUUGUGAGUCGUGAUGACUCAUUUACCACAAUGUCGGGGCGCAAAGUGGCUCUUAGAAUCUGGACUCCUCCGCAAGAUAUUCCUAAGACCGUUCACGCAAUGAAAUCUUUGCAACUGGCUAUGAAGUGGGAUGAAGAGGUAUUUGGUUUGGAAUAUGACCUAGACCUCUUCAACAUUGUUGCUGUGCCGGAUUUCAACAUGGGUGCUAUGGAGAAUAAGAGCUUAAAUAUUUUUAAUUCUAGGUUGGUAUUAGCAUCUCCUGAGACAGCUACAGAUGCAGAUUACGCUGCUAUUGAGGGAGUUAUUGGCCACGAGUAUUUUCACAAUUGGACUGGCAACCGAGUGACAUGUAGGGAUUGGUUUCAGCUUAGUUUGAAGGAGGGACUUACUGUUUUCAGAGAUCAGGAAUUUUCAUCUGAUAUGGGUAGUCGUGGAGUAAAACGCAUUGCUGAUGUGGGUCGUUUAAGGACUGCGCAAUUUUCUCAGGAUGCUGGUCCAAUGGCACAUCCAGUACGGCCUCAUUCUUACAUCAAAAUGGAUAAUUUCUAUACAGUCACUGUUUAUGAGAAGGGUGCUGAGGUUGUACGAAUGUACCAGACGCUACUAGGAAAUGCCGGCUUUAGAAAGGGUAUGGACUUGUAUUUUCAAAGGCACGACGGUCAGGCUGUCACUUGUGAGGAGUUCCUGGCUGCUAUGUUCGAUGCCAAUAAUGUUAAAUUCCCGACAUUUCCCCUUUGGUACGCCCAAGCGGGAACUCCAACUCUGACUGUGACCACCUCAUACGACGCUGGUGCACAAACAUUCACCAUCAAGUGCAAGCAAGAAGUUCCCCCCACCCCAGGACAAUUAAAGAAGGAACCAAUGCUUCUACCUUUGGCUGUAGGGUUGCUUGAUUCACACGGGCACGACAUGCGUCUUACUUCUGUGAAAGAUGGAACCUCCCUGCACAACUUGACUAGUGUAGAUGGUGACUACACGACCACUGCAGUACUGCAUGUUGACAAGGCUGAGCAAGAAUUUACAUUUGUGAAUAUCACGGAGAAGCCAGUUCCGUCACUGCUGCGUAAUUUCAGUGCACCAGUUCGCCUUGUGUCUGAUGUUACAAACGAUGACCUUUUCUUUCUCCUGGCUCAUGAUUCCGAUCAAUUCAACAGGUGGGAAGCUGGCCAGACUCUAAGUCGCAAGCUUAUGCUGGACCUGAUCUCUGCGCAGCAGAAAGGAGAGGAUCUUAGCGUAGACAGUGCUUUUAUUGAAGGCAUGCGAAGCACUGUUAUGGAUUCGUCACUUGACAAGGAAUUCGUGGCAAAAUGCCUUACAUUACCGACAGAAAGUGAGAUUGCGGACCUGAUGGAUGUGGCUGAUCCUGAUGCCAUACAUAAUGUGAGACGGUUUAUCAUUAUGGAGAUUGCUACUAAUAUGCGCGAUGUCCUACUUAAAAUGGUGGAGGCAAACAGAAGUUCAGCUACUUACGAUCCAAGCCAUGUGCACAGGGCACAGCGUGCUUUAAAGAAUGUUGCUUUGGGAUACUUGGCGAUGUUGAACGAACCUGAGAUUAUAGACCUGGCUGUGAACGAAAACAAGAAUGCCACAAACAUGACUGAUCAAGUAUCUGCCUUGGCUGCUAUUUGCCAGAAUUCUGGUGAUGCACGGUCUAAGGCACUGGCAGAGUUCUACGAACAAUGGAAGGAUGAGACUUUGGUCAUGAACAAAUGGCUAGCUUUGCAAGCCAUGUCAAAUAUCCCAGGAAAUGUAGAGAAUGUGCGGGGUUUGAUGGAGCACCCUGCUUUUGACAUCCGGAAUCCAAACAAGGUCUAUUCCUUGAUUGGUGGUUUCUGCGCGUCCGCUGUAAAUUUUCAUGCUAAAGACGGUUCAGGGUACACGUUUUUGGCUGACGUUGUCCUUCAGUUGGAUAAGCUGAAUCCCCAGGUUGCGUCACGCAUGGUGUCGGCUUUCUCCAGAUGGCGGAGGUUUGAUGAAGGCAGGCAGGCAUUGGCCAAAGCACAAUUGGAGCGGAUUACGAGCCAGGAUGGUCUGUCAGACAAUGUUUUCGAAAUUGCCUCAAAGAGUUUGGCGUCGUAAAAUGUCGGAAUAAAUGAUCACUUUAACAUGAUUUUCUUUGUUGAAAAGAGGAUUUUCUAAUGAUCAUUUUUUUCUUACGAAGAAACAUCAACUUUGUUCUUCUCCAUUCAUUUGUUUGUAUCAAGUGGCACACUUCAAAUGCUCCUAAUCCGUUAAGGAUUUAAACAAAAUCCUUGACGUCAAAGAUUGUUCAAAGAU
Physcomitrium patens is the source of this 3428-nucleotide messenger RNA. Lineage: Eukaryota; Viridiplantae; Streptophyta; Bryopsida; Funariales; Funariaceae. The record is from RefSeq and is a predicted model, not a curated record.